Molecule: messenger RNA, 654 nt
Organism: Olea europaea var. sylvestris
Lineage: Eukaryota; Viridiplantae; Streptophyta; Magnoliopsida; Lamiales; Oleaceae
Exons: 4
Coding region: 156-359 (67 amino acids)
Source: RefSeq, a predicted model, not a curated record
ACCGGAUCGUAUCCGGAACUCCGAAUUCUUCUUCUUGCCCGUUCGGUUACUUCUCAUUCCCAAUUCUCAAUAUUGUCCUUUUUGUCAUUCCUCGCACUCCUCAAUCUUCUCCGUUGUCAAUCUCUCUUUUGCUUGUGUCUUUUCACCAGAUCAGGAUGUCUGAAGCCCCCUUUAGGCCAAGAGAAGUCCUCUUCGAUAGGCAAAAGUUAUUUCAGAGCAUUCACAAACAUACAUAUCUGAAAGGUCCAUACGAUAAGAUCACCUCAGUUGCAAUUCCUCUGGCUUUGGCUGGUAGUUCACUAUUUCUAAUUGGGAGAGGGAUCUAUAACAUGUCUCAUGGGAUUGGAAAGAAGGAAUAAGAAGAUGGAUUCCAUUGAACGAGUGUCCAAGUGGGAACUCAACCUUUCAGCACGUUUUUUAAGGAUUUGUUUUUGUUCUUUACAUAUCCUCUUUUUCUAGGCGAAUAAUGAUGAAUUGCAAACUAUGUCUGUUCUGUCAUCGAUGACAUGAAUCGAUACUUUUUUGUUUUCCUGGAAGUACAGCUGAAAUAUGUUACGAUUUCUUCUUCUUCUUAGAGUUGGAGAACAACGAAUUUGUGGAUGGAUUAGAUUUCGUCAAGCAAUAAGAUUUCCACUUGUACCAGAUUAUGAUUAA